Messenger RNA from Tripterygium wilfordii, 2913 nucleotides. Its product is annotated as pentatricopeptide repeat-containing protein At4g28010. Gene Ontology annotation, molecular function: protein binding. The transcript is spliced from 2 exons. The record is from RefSeq and is a predicted model, not a curated record. Lineage: Eukaryota; Viridiplantae; Streptophyta; Magnoliopsida; Celastrales; Celastraceae. Bases 3 to 2168 code for a protein of 721 amino acids.
CUAUGAUGGCGAAGUCGUUCUUCAGCUCUCCUAAUCUUCGUGUCCCCUUCAAAUUCAAGCUAUUCUCUUCGUUUCCAUAUCCUACUUCGCGCGCUGAAAUGGAGACCCAAUUGGGAACUAUAUGUGAGAAGCAGAAACCCCAGUUCGCCGAGGUGGUUUGUCUGUUUCACGGUGCGGUGGACUCGAGAGUCUUCCCUUCUGGUUCAGAUUGCAAUUAUGUCUUUGGAGAUCUGGUAAAGUCGAAAAACUAUACGUUGGCCAUUUCAGUUUAUAAUAGGAUGACCCGGAGUGGUGUUUCGCCUAGUUUCCUAUCUCUGAGUGGUUUAAUUGUUUGUUUUAUGCACAACCAUAAACCAGAAUUUGCAUUUGGGGUUCUGGGAUUGAUACUGAUGCGUGGUUUUACUGUUAGUGUUUAUAUUAUGAAUGUUAUGUUGAAGGGUUUGUUUAAUAACAAGGAUUUUGACAAGGCUAUGGAUUUGUUUAGUAUGUUGAAGAGGGAGUGUGUAGUUCCAGAUAUUGUUAGUUAUAAUACUGUGAUAAAUGGACUUUGCAAGGCAAGACAAUUUCAAAAAGCUGUAGCUAUUUUGGUGGAGAUGGAAGCUGCCAAUUGUGGUCCCAAUUUGGUUACAUACACUACUUUGAUGGAUGGUCUUUGCAAGGAUGGCAAAGUAGACGAGGCCUUUGGUUUGUUGGAGGUGAUGAAGAGGAAGGGUUUGGGCGCGGAUGUUGUUGCAUAUAGUACACUUAUAAGUGGUUAUUGUAAUACAGGGAACUUAAGCAAAGCGAAAGGACUAUUUGAGGAGAUGUUGGUAAAAGGAAUUUCUCCCACAGUAAUUACUUAUAGCUGUCUAUUGAAUGGUCUUUUUAAGAUGGGGCAGUUGCAAGAAGCCGCUGAAAUGUUAGAUAGUAUGACAGAAUGCGGAAUACAACCCGAUGUUGUUACUUAUACAGGUUUAAUUAGUGAGAUAUGCAAAGAUGGGAAGGCCACUAAAGCAGUGGAUUUACUGAAUUUUAUGGUGGAGAAGGGUGAAGAGCCUAGUACUGUAACGUAUAAUGUUCUCAUUAAUGGACUAUGCAAGGAAGGGCUCGUUGGGAAAGCUUUUAAAGUUUUGGAAAUGAUGAUGGAGAAGGGGAAGAUGCCUGAUGUGGUUACUUACAAUACGGUACUGGUAGGACUCUGUAAUAACGAGAAGCUUGAUGAGGCCGUAAAGCUUUUCAAUUUUGUGCUGAAAGAGGAUAAAUCUGUUGAGCCUGAUGUGACAACUUUUAACAUUUUAAUUCAGGGACUAUGCAAGGAAGGUCGUCUGGAUAAGGCUCUAAAGAUUUAUCAUUUGAUGAUUAAGAAGGGGAAAUGUCAUAAUUUGGUAACUUAUAAUAUCUUAAUCGCAGAAUACCUAAAGGCAGGAGAAGUUGACAAGGCCAUGAAACUAUGGAGAGGUGCCCUUGAAUCAGGACUUGCUCCAAACUCAAUUACGUAUGGUGUCAUGAUUGAUGGAUUCUGCAAAAUCCAAAUGAUGAAUGUUGCAAAAGGACUUUUUAGUAAGAGGAGAUCUGCUGGGUUUAGCCCUACCUUGUCUGACUUCAAUACAUUGAUGGCAUCAUUGUGUAAGGAGAGCAGCUUGGAACAAGCUAGGAUGUUAUUUCAAGAAAUGAAAAAUGUGAAAUGUAAACCAAAUGCAAUCUCUUUCAAUAUAAUGAUUGAUGGGACUCUUAAAGCAGGGGACAUUCAAUCCGCCAAAGACUUGGUCGAGGACAUGGUUAGAAUGGGCUUAGCUCCUGAUGCUUUUACAUAUUCUACGCUAAUAAACAGGUUCUCCAAACUAGGACAUAUGGAUGAGGCAAAAGGUGCAUUUCAGAAAUUGAUUGCUUGUGGCUUUACGCCUACUGUCCAUGUCUAUGACUCGUUGCUAAAAGGUUUUAGUAGGAAAGGCGAGACAAAACAAGUUGUUAACUUGCUCAGCCAAGUGGCGGACAAUGGAAUCAUUCUUGAUUCAGAAAUUACUUCUACCAUCUUGACAUGUCUCUGUGAUAGUUCACUAGAUCUUGAUGUAACGGAGCAUUUACCAGAUUUUUCCAAAAAUUUAUCAGAAGGGACAAAUAUCACAUGCAAUGAGCUGUUAACGAAACUAAAAGAUCAUCAAUUGGAGUCCCAAUUACAUGCUGGUUGAUAAUUUUUCAUGUGACGGAAGUGGCAGAUGCAGCAUCUUGUCUUGUCCCUCAAUGCGCUUUCUCAGCUUUAUGAAGUGGGUGCGUAAAGAGAGAUGAUACAGGCCGGACAUGUACUUUUACAGAGACAUGCAAAACAAAACGUGUUUGGCAAGAUUUGAAGAGAGGAAACUUUGUUUGACCAGCAUACAUUUGGAGACAUCAUCAGAACCUUCUUUAGAUAGUGAAAUACCCUGAUCAGAAGCGAUCGCCAUAUAUGAUGAAAUGGGAAUUCACCUGAUCUCUCUAUUUCUUUGCCUUUCCAAGUGAUUCUGAAUUAAGGGAGAAGGUGAAGGAUGACUUCUUGGAACUUUUUCCUCUCAUGAUUGUCUAUGACCCGCCUGAGCACUUAUUUGAAGAUCAAAAACGGAGAAGGGACAGCGACGGUAAUUAGAUGGUCGACAUGAAACAAUGCUCUUUUGCGGUAACUAGAGGGCCGAAAGGAAUUAGAGGUUUUCAUGGCUCGGAGCUUCUUUAUACAUCUACCCCUGAUGUCUUGAGAGAUUAGUCAAUGGUGUUUUGAAUCUUAGAAGGUCAGUGCUCAAAGCAUGCAUAACGCACAAUGCCAGGGUCAGCCCAGGGUUGUCACACAUAUUUGGACUCAAGCCAGUUCGAAUGCCCAGGCCGAGCCCGAAAUUGUUCGAGUCUAGGUCAAGGGUCAUAUUCUGGGCCCGAGCUAAUUCUCUACCCAAGCCUGAUAUUAUUCCA